AUGGCCAGCUCCCGCGAGCAGGGCCCUGGCAUGCGGGCUACCGCGAUACCCCAGUACUCCCGCCCAGGCAUCGGCGACGGCGGCGCCAAAGACCACUCGUCUCAUCCCGACCUCGGCACGACAUCAUCGGCUUCCAGCUCGUUUGCGCUGCCGCCUUCCGACGUCGAGACGACCAACUGGAACGCCGUCAAGAUGCUGGCCAGCAAGUACGGCAUCACCCUGAAGAGCGCGGCAGAAGUGCAGAGCUCGGCCGUUGCGCGUGCUCAGCGGGCCGAGGACCAGGGGACGCCCGACGAGGCCGCCGACACCGAGGAUCUUGGUGUCGGGACGCCCUUCGAGAUCAUAGCGACAAAGCUCGAAGGCGGGCGCUUCAUCUAUCGCUUCAAGUGGCGUGGGCGUGGCACGCCGCCGAGCCUUGCACCGGCGGGAGGGCCCUCUACAGGGAAUGGGCCGGGGCCGGGGCCGGGGCAGGAGGGAGGUGCCGACACCGAUCUCCCUUUCGUUCCGCGCUCGAUCUCGUCUGGAGCCAUCGUUGGCGGCAAGGAGUCCGCAGCGGCCGCAAGGUUUCGCAAGUCGGGAAGCUUUAUGCUCAAAAGCUCCCGCUCUAUCCCGGUGCUUCGCGGAAACCGGUCCGCCACGGGCCAGCAACAGCGCAACGUUACCGCCUCGGGAGAAACGGGCAGCGGGGAUCCGUCCUCGAGCGCCCUCUACCAGCCGAGUCGCUACCCGGCUGCUGCGGGUGCGGCACUCGGAGACCACGCGGCCCCAAAGAGCAACGCCUGGCGAGCUCUGGGUGUGAACCCGGCAGGCCCUUCAGCGCCUCCGCCCUCGUCCUUCACCAUGGCUGACAGGUCAGCACACUCGGCAGCUGGCGGCUCGGUGGCCAUGGCGCGUGCCGAGAGCACUCCGGUCAAGGGCGCCCACGCCAAGCGCAACUGGACUGGUCGCCUAGAGGAAGGCGACGUGCUCGGCGCGAUCCUCGGCCUUCGGCACGAAGCCGUCCUGACGGCUGUAGAGCCGACCGGGAUCCGACAGGCUCCAGGUGCGGGCGAGGCGCCAGGUCCGGAGCUUGCGCCAACGUGGGCCACCACCCCCGCGUUGAAGGAUAGCGAGGGGCGUUCGCCGUCGCUGUUGCACGUCCGGCCCUUUGGCAACGACAUCCUCCUGCAGCCUGAUUCGGCUCGGGCGCGGAACAGCCCCGACGCUCCGGUCCCCUCGUCUGCUCCACACCCUACACGACCUCAUCCCCUGAUCUCGAACUCACUGUUGGCGGAACACACGCUGCCGGAGCUCGACUUUGGCACAAAGUUCGCCAAGUCUCCGCGUCUUCACCAGCUGCGCGAGACGCCGUCGUCAACCUCCAUGGCCUCGGAUGCCACUGCAAAGGGAGAGACGCUGCCGGACUCGGAUGGUGGUGGCAACGAGGGCAGCCCGGCCAUGUCUCAUCCCGAAGCCGACGCCUCAGUAGAAGACGUCGGCACCGUCCUCUUCGACGUCCUGCAGGACUUUACGCGGCCAUCGCCGAGCUCUGGCGUCAACGCGCCCGGAUCUCCACGGUCGUCGCAGGGCGAUGGCUUCUCGGCACACCGUCGUUUCAACUCGGCCGAUCUGCUCACCAGCCAUGGCGCGCAGGGCAGUGUCGAGGCGCAGAAGCACUUCAUCGCCGAAGCGCAGUCGUUGCCCACCUCGGCAGCCCCUGGAGACGAUCCGCGCUUUGCGCUCUGGGCCGUCCGCGGCGACAGCGGCGAUGGCGUCCUGAUCGCCGCCGGCCGCGACGGCGACACAUCUCCGAUGCAGUCAUUGCUCCUAGCCUCGACCGGUCGCGGCUCCGCUGGCCAGAAGCGUCGAGAAAGCAGGUCGGCCUCGUCGACGUCCUCGUCUUGGAUCAUCGAGGAUGGCAGCUCCGAGCGGACCGGACGCGGCGCUCGCCAUCCGAGCAAGACGAGCGCCCGCGGUCCGCAGUCGUCGCAGCAGGGGUCCGACCUCUUUGCAGCGGGCAAGGCGGUCCUGCUUGCUGCCACGCCGGCCCGCAUCGUCGCCGAGAUCACAUCAGAGAUUGAUCAGGCCCUCCUCACCGACUUCUUCUUCACGUACCGCGAGUACCUGGCCCCGACGGACCUACUCCGGCUCCUCACGCUCCGGUUCGAUUGGGCGCUUGCAGAGCCGACCUCGGCCCAUGACGAGGCACGCCGCCGCAUCGUCCGCGUUCGGACCUAUGUGACCAUCAAGUUCUGGCUGCUGCACCACUUUGAGUACGAUUUUCUGCCUAACCGCGAGCUGCGGCAAAGGCUGGCCAGGUGGCUCAACGAUGUGAUCAAGGAUCAGAGGAUGCAGUCGAGGCCUGCGGACCUCGGCAUCAUCAAGAGCCUGCACAAGAUUGUCCGCGGCCUCAAGGCAACGUACGGCAAGAGCGGUGUUGGUGCUCUCCUCUACAACGACGCCGGGCGCGUGCACAGCGGCGGCACCGACGGAAGCCACAAAGAUGUCCAGGCCGACUUCGAUGGGAGUGCGAAGGAGGACCUCGAGCGCCACCCGAAGCAGGAGGCGGAGUCACCUCUGUCUCCAGCUGCAGACGACGUCGACCUGAGCUUUGCAGCCGAUGAGGUCGGUGAAGAAGAGGACGAGGGCGCCGACUCCUUGCCAAGCCUCACCGGGGGGUCGUACGGCAGGCAUGCAUCAGGCAGCGAGACUGUCCAGGCGAUACGAGCCGCCGCCCUCAAGGCAGCCGCCGAAUCGGUGGUGCUCUCGCCUCACAGGCAGGUCAGCGCUCGCCUCAAGCCGACCGGCGCUUCUCAGUCGCCCAACAUCGCACUACAUGGCUCCCGCCCACCGCCCUUGCCCCAUGCCAACAACACGCUGUCGAGGGUCUUUGUUCAGACCGUCGGGCGGCUGUCGCGGUUCAAGCGGGUGCUCGGCAGCCGUUCGACGUUGCUGCCCAGCAUGAACCCGGCCGAGGCCAGCCACGAGGAUCUCGAGUUCGAAGCGAAUGACUCCGGCGAUCUGCUCUUCAUCCGCGGCGGUCUGGAGAGCUUCAUGCAGUACUUUGACAUCGACAGCAACUCCAGCACCACCUCUGGGCCGUCAGCGUCGCCGGCCAACAAAUCAGUCGAGCGGCAAAGGGAGGGUGCCGAGGACGAUGACGACGACGACGACCGAGAGGGUCAGGUCUCGGAUGGAACGGCGAUGGACGAGACCCCGAGCCUGAGUGCGGCGUCGGUCGACCACUCAACGCCGGCGAGCUCAAUCGACUUGACGCCGCGCAGCAGCGACCACUCACCGUCUCGCGCGGCUGCUGCCAAGCAGGAGCUCGGCCUCGGGAUCCAGGGCGUUUCAUCCGACCUCUCGUCCGAGUUUGAAGACCUGGGCGAGACCGCGCAACCGGCGACCGGCCCCCUUGGCCUGGACUUGGGCGCAAUCGGAUCGCUCACGUCGGCCAGGCAUCUGCAGCGAGGCGCAGACAAUCUCCACCACACCACCAGCGAUCAGACCCUGCGGUCGGUCUCCCGGACCGACGAAGCAUCGGCAGCCGCGGGCAGUGUCGAGUACUCCGCCCGACGCGCUCCGUCGAGGGCCUCGAGCCGCAAAGCAGCACCGAGCAUGCGCUGGUCGGUCAAGUCGCACGUUAGCGGGCCUCGCAUCGUUCAGAUUGAUGACAUCGACCUGUCGAGCGACGAGGACGACGGAGCGGUGAGGAGGGCACUGCGUCGCCUUCCCGGCGCUCGCGACCUUCGCAUGGCCAACAACGUCCGCGAUCUCGAACCGGUCCGGCAGAGCAUCGACUCGAUGGCCUCGUCGUUUGCCCAGGUGCGGACCGUGGAAGCAUUCUCGACCUUCGGUGGCCGUCCGAUGAGCGCCGGCAGCGUCUCCCUCGCACCGCCUAGCCAGCCCGCCUUUGGCAUCGUGCAUUCCGAGAUGCUGGACCCGGACGAGGCGCUCCAAGGCUAUGAGCUCGUCAAAGGCUUUCAGCUCGACGGCUUCGACAGCGAUGACGAUGAGCCUGGCGACGUCGAGGCUGCUCUGCGUCGGCUGGAGGGCAUCAUUGAUGAAGACAAGCAGCGGGAGCGGGCAAAGAAGGUCGAGGUGCUCUGGCAGAAGUCGCUCGCUCGCAACGCUGGCGAGGGAGAAGGCGAGUCUAGCGGCGCAUCGGCACCCGCCGACAGCCUCGAUGACCACGGCGACGGCCGAUCUUCGGUGGUGAUCAAGCCGGAUCGCCGCUCGUACAGCUCUGCCGCCUCGCUGGCCGACAACGAAGCCGAAGCGCGCGCCGACACCUCUGUCUUGUCGGGCCGCUCCGCCGACGCAGACCAGGAGGAGCCGCAGGAGGAGCUGUCCGACAAGCUGGACUCGUUCCUCGACCUCGCCGAGGAUGACAGCUUCAGCGCACCUCGCGCUCGGCGCGAGUCGGCGUCCUCGAGCCUCUCGUACGACGAGCAGCGUUCACCGGCGCCGUCCCUUCGCGCAGUGCUGCCGGCCCCCGGGGCGUCGACGGAAAGCGUCAGGUCGGCAAAGACGGCAUCGCGCGCCGGGCCAUCGAAAUCUCCGGCGGCACGGUCGAGCGCCAUCGCCUCACCGUCCACGUCCGCGUCUGGCAACCAGCACGUCCGCAAGAACGCUGCUCCCACUACCACCGCCGCAGCCGCAGCCGCAAGGACGAUGCCGCCCCUUCGCAUGGCCGCCGGGCCGGGCAUCAACCCGCCGCCGGUGCAUCGCUCAUUCCUCCUCGCAUACCGGUCCGAUGUCGUCGCGAGGCAGAUGUGCCUGAUCGAGGCCGAGCUGCUGCAGGCCGUCAGCUGGGAUGAGUUGGCCGGCUCGCGCUGGAAAGAGCGCCGCUACAAGAGCGAAGUGACCGAUUGGGAGAGCUUCUACCGCGACCGCGUGCGGGACCGCCUCGAGGCGCAGAAGCACAACCGCAUCUACCGCGAGUGUGCCGUCGAGGCCAUCGUGGCGCGCUUCAACCUCACGUCGAAUUGGGUGGCGAGCGAGGUGGUGCUGACGCAGAACCUCGACGAGCGCGUGGCGGUCGUGAGCAAGCUGAUCCGCAUCGCGCUGCGGUGCUACCUCCAGUGCAACUACGCCUCGCUGGCGCAGAUCAUCUUUGGCCUCUCGACGCCGUGGGUGGAGCGGCUGCGGCGCACGUGGUCGCGCGUGGGCUACUACGAGAUGCGCAUCUGGCGCGACCUCAACUCGUUUGUCAACCCCAAGAACAACUUCCGCCACCUGCGCAACGCCAUGCACGCCAUGGCCGUCGACGCCGGCAUCGAGGAUCUCGUCACCUCGGCCGGCUCGGCAUCGUUUGCGGGCGUCUCGACGGCGGCGCACCUGGCCAAGCAGGGCUGCAUCCCCUUCUUUGGCCUCUUUGUGUCGGACCUGAUGGUCAACGACCUGCUCCCGAGCCACCUCGACCCCUCGUCGCCCGACGCUGCCCCGCACGUCGACGCCGACACGGGCCGGCUGUCUGGCCUGGCCAAGCCCGACGCAUUCGACCACCUGGCGCCGCUGCCGCCGGGCGUGGAGCUCGAGCCGCUGGUGAAUCUCUACAAGUACCGCGUUGUCUCGUCGACGAUCAAGCACGUCCUCGCCUUCCAGGAGCGCGCCAAGGCCUACAGCUUCGAGGCCGAUGCGGGCGUCUACGUAAAGUGCCUCAAGAUCCGCUGCCUUCAGGGCGAGCAGCUCGCCAAGGUCUCGCACGCCGCCGAGGCAUGA
Molecule: messenger RNA, 5703 nt
Organism: Pseudozyma flocculosa PF-1
Lineage: Eukaryota; Fungi; Basidiomycota; Ustilaginomycetes; Ustilaginales; Ustilaginaceae
Exons: 1
Coding region: 1-5703 (1900 amino acids)
Biological process (GO): positive regulation of GTPase activity; Ras protein signal transduction
Cellular component (GO): plasma membrane
Molecular function (GO): guanyl-nucleotide exchange factor activity
Source: RefSeq, a predicted model, not a curated record